This is a messenger RNA of Colletotrichum scovillei, 1633 nucleotides long. RefSeq names its product UMP-CMP kinase. Gene Ontology annotation, cellular component: cytoplasm; nucleus. Lineage: Eukaryota; Fungi; Ascomycota; Sordariomycetes; Glomerellales; Glomerellaceae. Gene Ontology annotation, biological process: UDP biosynthetic process; CDP biosynthetic process; 'de novo' pyrimidine nucleobase biosynthetic process. The coding region runs from base 260 to 1162 and encodes 300 amino acids. Gene Ontology annotation, molecular function: ATP binding; UMP kinase activity. The record is from RefSeq and is a predicted model, not a curated record. The transcript has 2 exons.
CCAACACUUCCCUACCUUAGCUGACCCUAGCAGCAGUGCGUGAACGCAGGACAGGUUUCGAAACCACCAUCCACCAACCACCACCACACGUUGUCACUCUUUUUCCCUCUCUCUCGUUGUCCUUGGUGUAGCCGCAGCCCUCGUCACUUUGCAUUGACAAACCUUCAUAGGUACCUUAUUCAUUCCCACCCCUCCCGAACUAGCCGCUUGCCGCCCGCCAAACCCGCGCCUACCUCGCCAUCUUAUAGCCCCCGUCAUCAUGCACUCCUUUGCGCCCCGUCUGCUCUCCCGAGCUUCUUCUUCCCCAAUCCGCUCUUCUAAUAUCCUCACUUCCACUUCUCGCUCUUCUCUUCGUCUUCAACAGCGACUCCCGGCGCAUCGCUUCUACUCCUCUGAACCCCCUAAGAAAUCCUCGGGCGUCAAGUUCUGGCCCUUCCUCGUUGUUGUCGGUGCCGGUAGCUUUGCUUACAAGCUCCUCGUCGAUCAAAGAGCAGAAAUGGCCUCCCUCCCCGCCCCCGAGGCAAAGCAAGGUCUCCCCGCCCCAACAAAGUCGACCCCGACCUUCUCCCCCGCCGACGUGACCGUCCUUUUCGUCCUCGGCGGCCCCGGCGCCGGCAAGGGAACCCAGUGCGCCCGCCUCGUCUCCGACUACGGCUUCACCCACCUCUCGGCCGGCGACCUCCUCCGCGCUGAGCAAGACCGCCCCGGGUCCCAGUUCGGCCAGCUCAUCAAGGACUACAUCAAGGACGGCCUCAUCGUGCCCAUGGAAGUCACCGUCCAGCUGCUUGAGAACGCCAUGACGGAGACGAUCAAGAACAACCCGGGCAGCAAGGCCCGCUUCCUCAUCGACGGCUUCCCCCGCAAGAUGGACCAGGCCGUCAAGUUCGAGGAGGCCGUCUGCCCCGCCAAGCUCGUCUUGUUCUACGACUGCCCCGAGGACGUCAUGGAGAGCCGCCUGCUCGAGCGCGGCAAGACGAGCGGUCGCGCUGACGAUAACGCCGAGAGCAUCCGCAAGCGCUUCCGCACCUUUGUCGAGACGAGCAUGCCCGUCGUGGACUACUUUGAAAAGGAGGGCCGCGUCGUCAAGCUCGAUGCUACGCCUUCGCCGCAGGAUGUGUACAGCAAGACGCGCUCCGAGCUCUCCAAGCGCUUGGGCAUCUGAGUUUUGGGGGCUGAGGAGAAAUCGAUUUCGGUGCUCUGCGACAGAGUUGCGGGUUGCAGCUUAGAUCGAAUGGCGGGGGGACUACGCGCACCUAUGCUGGUUAAACAGUUUGGCCUGCGUUUCUCCUAGGUUCGCUCACGCCUUGGCCAUGGUGGGAGACCCCAGUCUUUUUCCAUGCCGCAUGGCUGAAAGUGAACAUCAGACUUGGGGAUGAGGAAAAAAGGGCAAAACAAAUUCAAUGCUAGAGAGGGAAGCGGUAGAGAAGGGUCAGCUCGAUUUUGGCAUAGACUCCUAGAAGAAGGGCCUUUCGCCAUGUGUGUGUGUGCUUGUAUAAGAAGUUCCGGAGUCGAAAAAAAGAUUCCUUUUUCUCUUUUGUUGUUUGUCUAUUGUAUAUCUAGACAUGUACUAUCGAGUUUCUUCAAUCCGAAUCCUCAUAAAAAAAAAACAGAAGUAUUCAAUAUGAAAUGCCGA